GUUGACUCACCAGCACCUCACACAACACGCAAGUACCGACACGAGAGGACGCGCUGAGAACACAAGAGAGAGGCUCACCUGGAACGUAAUUGAGAGGAGUGAUCUACUUGGUUUGGUCUGGGCAAGAGGCAGCAUGACCAGGGGCUUGGUGAACGCGAGGUCGUCAUGUCGGAGUUGCCUCCUGCUGGUGGCGGCUUCAGCAGCAACAACGCAGGCCUUCUUCGUGGGGGGGCGGUGUCCUCUACAAGCAAGAGGAGCGAGAACAGCAGCAGCACCCGCCGAACGACAGUGUAGAACAAGAGCGCGAUCGGGACUUUCAAUGAUCAUCCCACCCGCAGAGCUGGGGUACGUUACUGAGGCCUACGACGACUUUCCAGACUAUGUUCCCAACAUGGGUGCGUGGGGAGAGUCAAAGCCAGGAAGCACUCCAGAGGCUUACCCGGCGGACUCGCUGGAUCUGGACGACUUUUGGAACGGAGGGGCGGAGGCGGUGGACUUUCACGACAUCCCGGUGGUCGACCGGCCUGUCUUCGUGGAGAUGAAGCAGUUCAUCGACAAUGAAGGGCUAACGAUGCUCCCAUCGGAGACCGAGCUAUUGGAGAGGGAUAUCCAGAACGAGCGGAGAGCACGCGCUAAGGCCAGGAAGGAGCGCUUCGCGGACGAACCGGAUGAGGAUCUGGUGGACGACACCCUGGACGACUUACCGCUCGACGACGAGAUCGAGGUCGGCGUGAUCGACGUCCCGCCGCCGCCGGUAGAUUUCGACGACAGUGACGGUUACGACGACGGUUACGACCCGGAUAUGGGGGGGCUCGGAGAGGCAGAGAGCGAUGGCAUGUACUAAGUAUUCAACGACGCUUUGGUGUGUGUGUUUCCCCUCCCCCAGCACCCUUGAGGGUAACUGAUGAGAGCCUUGAUUUAGCAACCAAGCGUGUCAUGGCUGCAGAAAGAUAGCCUUCGUGUAGCAACCAAACGUUUCGUUGCUGCAGGAAAAAGCUGGUUGAAUGAUGUUGCUGCUCCCGGUGCUAUUGAGUCUAUCUGGUGAAGACGUUCAGCCGAGGGCAGUAGGUGUUGGCGAAACCGGAAUUGUUGUUUGUGGGUGCUGGUAGACCAGCGGUGGAAAGUCUCGCAAGACAAGUAUGGUUCCUCAUCUUCGGGACCACUGCCGGCAGGGCAUAACAGGUAGCACCAGCGAUCAGCGUGAGGCACGUAUCUGCUGUCAUGCCCACAAGCGUUGUCUGAAUUGAUGCAAGAGAUGUGUUUCUUUUGGCGAUUGCCUCAGUUGAAGCCCACCCUGUCAACACGAAAACGACCUCGAAGACAUGACGCUCCGUU
Molecule: messenger RNA, 1335 nt
Organism: Ectocarpus sp. CCAP 1310/34
Lineage: Eukaryota; Phaeophyceae; Ectocarpales; Ectocarpaceae
Source: the annotation of a GenBank genome assembly